Molecule: messenger RNA, 357 nt
Organism: Lactuca saligna
Lineage: Eukaryota; Viridiplantae; Streptophyta; Magnoliopsida; Asterales; Asteraceae
Source: the annotation of a GenBank genome assembly
AUGGCCAAACAAAUUUCUCAAAGAGAGAAGAAGAAGAAGACACGAAAGCUUGUUAUAACAACCACAUCCACAAAAGAUGAAGAUGAACGAAUUCUUGAAACACCUGAAGCAAAUCUUAACAAGGAAAGUUCAACUCCUGAGCAGACAAUGGUCAUACCACCCAAAGAUUCAUUUGCCAAGUCAUCUCAUGAGGAGGCACGAACUUCAUACAUCAAUGAAAACGUAUCUCAUAUCGAUGUAAAUGUCAACAUGGGUGACGGAGAUGCGGAGACAGAAGCUCAAGAUUUGUCAAGUUGUACGAAAGCAGGAGUCCUCAACUUACUCAACUUUCUGCAACGGAAAGUAAAAAUUUUCUAG